This is a messenger RNA of Lactuca saligna, 2676 nucleotides long. NCBI's taxonomy places the organism in Eukaryota, Viridiplantae, Streptophyta, Magnoliopsida, Asterales, Asteraceae. The record is from the annotation of a GenBank genome assembly.
AUGUCGUUCUCAACAGAUGGUGCAUUGAGUAUAGAUGUUUUCCAUAAAGGAGUGUUUGUUCCUAAGCCCUUGAUGUACUUCCAUCCUGAUAAGACUUCUGUCACAGAGGUAGACUUACGAAAUAUGGAGUUUAAGGACUUCAAAAUCUACAUCCGUAAUCUGACGAAGGGUAUGUGUCAUGAUAUGUACUACUGUCUUCCAAAUCGAGCCUUAGUAGAUGGGUUGAGGGAGCUGAGAGAUGAAGAUGAUUAUGUAAGUUUUCUUGAUGCUGGAUAUAAAAAUGGGAGAAGAAUCAGUAUCUACAUUGAUCACGGCCACGAGCCACUUAUGCAAUGGAUUGAAGAAGAGAUAGCCAAAGAUGGAGUGUACGGUGAUAGUAAUCCAUCUUCUGAUGAUGUGGACUCGGUGAUGUCAGAUGAUAUAUCGGUAGACCAUGAAGUUGAUGAUGAGGUUAUAGAAAUUCCUAAAUCUGUUGAUCCGUUUUUAUCCAAGAAAAAUCUUAUUCCAGAAGGAGGGGUAGAUGAGGAAGUUGAUGAUGAGGUCCACCACUUUCUUAUUCGUGAUCCCGACCAGAAAUGGGACACAAUGGUACCUGUAUUUGGCAUGAGAUUCUCUGAUAGAUAUGAACUCAAGCAAAUGUUAACAAAUUAUGCUGUCUUUAAAGGGUAUGCAUUAUGGUACGAAAUAAAUGACUCAACUAGAUUGUUAGUGAGGUGCUGUAAAAAUAAAGAAUGGAAGGCAGCUUGCCCUUUUAGACUAUGGGCUACUCCAAUGAGUAGUGAAGAUUCAUUCCAGAUCAAAUCGCUAAUUGACGAACAUAACUAUUGCAGGCAAGUUAAUUUGGGGUCUAUUGUGACAUACAGGUGGAUUGGUAAAAUGUUAACGAAUGACAUUUUGGAAAAGCCCCGCAUCAGCUACAGGAACAUGGUUGCAUUAGUUAAGAAAAAAUUUGGUUUGCAUGUAAGUGUUGGGCAAUGUAGAAAUGCCAAGAGUUUUGCACUAGAUGAAAUUUCUGGUAGCUUGGUGGGACACUAUGAAAAGUUGUGGGAUUAUGGAGCGGAGUUAUUGAGGUCUCAUCCGGGUUCAACAGUCUCAAUAGAAGUGAAUCCUAUGCCUGAUUCUACAGCUUACUUUAAAAGAAUGUAUGUUUGCCUUAAGGGUGUGAAAGAUGGUUGGAUUGAAGGAUGCAGGAGGGUGAUUGGUGUUGAUGGAUGUUUUUUGAAGGGUGUUUGUAGAGGUGAGCUAUUAGCAGCUGUUGGUAGGGACUUCAACAACCAAAUGUACCCGUUGGCAUGGGCUGUAGUGUCAGUAGAAAACAAGGAAACCUGGAAAUGGUUCUUAGAUCUGCUACUUGAGGACAUUGGGAUGGGAGAUGGCAGAGGUCUUACCAUUAUUUCUGACCAUCAUAAGAGUUUGGUAGAAGCUGUUAAAGAAAGAGCACCAGCAUGUGAGCAUAGGCAAUGUGCUAGACACGUCUAUGCUAACUUUAAGAAGAAAUACACAAGUGUUGAGUUCAGGAAGUUAUUCUGGAGAGCUGCAAAGUCCACAACCGAGUCAGCUUUCCGAUCUUAUAUGAGGGAAAUCAAUGCGAUGUCCACACAUGCUUAUGAUCACCUAAUGGAAAGAGACCCAAAGACAUGCUGCAAGGCAUUUUUUGAGCUUGAUAGGUGUUGUGAUGCUGUGGAAAAUGGAAUAUCAGAAUCUUUUAAUGCAGCAAUUAUAGAGGCCAGGAAAAAACCUAUUAUAUCAAUGUUGGAAGAAGUCAGAGUGUACGUGAUGGAGAGGAUGUACAAACAAAAAGGGAAGGGAGAAAAAUGGAACUUGGAUAUAUGUCCUUCCAUUAGAAGGAGGAUUGAGACAUUUAAAGAACAACAAAGGUAUUGGGAUGUUACUCCAAGUGGUCUGCAGAUGUAUGAAGUGAGACAAUUACAUGAAGUUUAUGCAGUUGACUUGGACCAAAGAACCUAUGGGUGCAGAGCAUGGCAGUUGACUGGUAUACCAUGUGUACAUGGUAUUGCUGCAAUCUUGUUUUUGAAUGGGAAUGCAGAGGAGUAUGUUGCAGUUUGGUUCACAAUGAAUAUGUUUGGAAGUUGCUAUAGAUAUAACAUGAAACCAACUAAUGGAGCUGACAUGUGGCCGGAAACAGAUGAACAACUACCUGAUGAGUUUGGGUCUGAAGAAGUAGUGGUUGCUGAGGAGGUUGGGGCUGAAGAAGAAGUGGUUGCUGAGGAGGUUAGGGCUGAAGAAGAAGUCGUUGCCGAGGAGGUUGGGGUUGAAGAACAAGUGGCUGCUGAGGAGGUUGGGGUUGAAGAAGAAGUGGUUGUUGAGGAAGUUAUUGAACAAAUGGUGGCUGAUGAGCAACCAAAUGAGGAGCAAGCAGCUGAACAUGUAGUUGCUCAACAUGUACAAGUUUUUGCUAAAAAGUGUAAUAGGAUAAAGGGUGGUCCUUCUCUGAGGAUCACAAAGCUUAAUUUGAUGAGAAAGGUGGUUACAAAAGAUGGAAUGGUUGAAGUCCAAAUUUGCGAUGGGAACCCACAACCACAAGGGUAUGAAUCCUCAACCAUCUUAUUUGUCUUUGAAACGUUAAAGCUUGAGGAUGAGAUUAUGGAUUUGGCAGAACAAGAUGAAGCCAUCAAGAUGCUGACGAAGGAGACGAUGCAGGAGAGAAACCAGUAG